AUGCCAUCAAUCGCUGGAAAAUAUCAACAUUACAAAAAUGAGGACAUUGAAGAAUAUUUUACAGCAGUUGGAGUUCCAUACAUAGGACGAAAAAUGAUGUCAAUGUCUUCACCAUUAAUGGAAAUAUCUGUGGAUGGAGACUAUAUUACUAUUAAGACUUCAUCUGUGAUGAGAACAAAUGAAACGAAAUUUAAAAUAGGUGAAGAAUAUGACGAGCAAAUGCCAAGCACUGUGAUCAAAAGUAAGACAAAACUUAUAAAUGACAAUGAACUUAUGACAGAGUCUGUAAUACCUGAAACUGGAGAUAAAUGUGGGCGACACUACUUAUUCACCGAUGAAGAAUGUAUUAUUACACUCACUCAUGAUAAGGCUAAGAAACCAGGCAAGAGAUAUUUCCGAAGGGUGAAUCCUUAA
Danaus chrysippus (African queen) is the source of this 414-nucleotide messenger RNA. The record is from the annotation of a GenBank genome assembly. NCBI's taxonomy places the organism in Eukaryota, Metazoa, Arthropoda, Insecta, Lepidoptera, Nymphalidae.